This is a messenger RNA of Thamnophis elegans (Western terrestrial garter snake), 5860 nucleotides long. It is a transcript of the gene FOXP2, whose product is annotated as forkhead box P2. NCBI's taxonomy places the organism in Eukaryota, Metazoa, Chordata, Lepidosauria, Squamata, Natricidae. Gene Ontology annotation, cellular component: nucleus. Gene Ontology annotation, biological process: regulation of transcription by RNA polymerase II. The coding region runs from base 1 to 2127 and encodes 708 amino acids. The record is from RefSeq and is a predicted model, not a curated record. The transcript has 16 exons. Gene Ontology annotation, molecular function: RNA polymerase II cis-regulatory region sequence-specific DNA binding; DNA-binding transcription repressor activity, RNA polymerase II-specific.
AUGAUGCAGGAAUCUGCGACAGAGACAAUAAGCAACAGUUCAAUGAAUCAAAAUGGAAUGAGCACUCUAAGCAGCCAAUUAGAUGCUGGCAGCAGAGAUGGAAGAUCAAGUGGUGACACGGGCACUGAAGUAAGCACAGUAGAACUGCUUCAUCUGCAACAACAGCAGGCAUUGCAGGCAGCCAGGCAGCUGCUUCUACAACAACAGACAAGUGGGCUGAAAUCUCCUAAAAAUAGUGAUAAACAAAGACCACUUCAGGUGCCUGUGUCAGUGGCCAUGAUGACUCCUCAAGUGAUCACUCCUCAGCAAAUGCAACAGAUUCUUCAACAACAAGUUUUGUCUCCUCAGCAGCUUCAAGCACUUCUUCAACAGCAGCAAGCAGUUAUGUUGCAGCAGCAACAACUUCAAGAGUUUUACAAGAAACAGCAAGAGCAGUUACAUCUUCAGCUUUUGCAGCAGCAGCAACAACAACAACAGCAGCAGCAGCAGCAACAACAACAACAGCAGCAGCAGCAGCAACAACAACAGCAACAACAGCAACAGCAGCAGCAGCAGCAGCAGCACCCAGGAAAGCAAGCAAAAGAGCAGCAGCAGCAGCAACAGCAGUUGGCAGCCCAGCAGCUUGUCUUCCAGCAGCAGCUCCUCCAAAUGCAACAACUUCAACAGCAGCAACAUCUGCUGAAUCUUCAACGUCAGGGACUCAUUUCCAUUCCUCCUGGCCAGCCCGCCCUUCCUGUCCAAUCGCUGCCACAAGCUGGCUUAAGUCCUGCUGAGAUUCAGCAGUUAUGGAAAGAAGUUACUGGAGUUCACAGUAUGGAAGACAAUGGCAUUAAGCAUGGAGGGCUAGACCUCACUACUAACAAUUCUUCUUCUACUACCUCCUCUACCACUUCCAAAGCAUCGCCACCAAUAAUUCAUCAGUCCAUAGUGAAUGGACAGUCAUCAGUUUUAAAUGCAAGACGAGACAGCUCAUCACACGAGGAGGCUGGAGCCUCUCAUACUCUCUAUGGCCAUGGAGUUUGCAAAUGGCCUGGAUGUGAAAGUAUUUGUGAAGAUUUUGGACAGUUUUUAAAGCACCUUAAUAAUGAACAUGCAUUGGAUGACCGAAGCACUGCUCAGUGUCGGGUGCAAAUGCAGGUGGUCCAACAAUUAGAAAUACAGCUUUCUAAAGAACGCGAACGUCUUCAGGCAAUGAUGACCCACUUGCACAUGCGACCUUCAGAGCCCAAGCCAUCUCCAAAACCUUUAAAUCUGGUGUCCACUGUCACCAUGUCAAAGAACAUAUUGGAAACAUCUCCUCAGAGUUUACCUCAAACACCUACUACUCCAACAGCCCCAAUUACUCCAAUUACCCAGGGACCCUCAGUCAUCACCCCUGCCAGCAUACCCAGCGUGGGAGCCAUUCGAAGGCGACAUUCAGAUAAAUACAACAUUCCCAUGUCAUCAGAAAUUGCCCCAAACUAUGAGUUUUAUAAAAAUGCAGAUGUCAGACCUCCGUUUACAUAUGCAACUCUCAUAAGGCAGGCUAUCAUGGAAUCAAGUGACAGGCAGUUAACACUCAAUGAAAUUUAUAGCUGGUUUACACGGACAUUUGCUUAUUUCAGGCGCAAUGCAGCCACUUGGAAGAAUGCAGUACGGCAUAAUCUUAGCCUGCACAAGUGUUUUGUUCGAGUAGAAAAUGUUAAAGGAGCAGUAUGGACAGUGGAUGAAGUAGAGUAUCAGAAGAGAAGGUCACAAAAGAUAACAGGAAGCCCACCAUUAGUGAAAAACAUACCCACCAGUUUAGGCUAUGGAGCAGCACUUAAUGCAAGCUUACAGGCUGCAUUGGCAGAAAGUAGUUUACCUUUGCUUGGUAAUCCUGGAUUAAUAAACAACGCAUCCAGUGGUUUACUACAAGCAGUCCAUGAAGAUCUCAACGGUUCCUUGGAGCACAUUGACAGCAAUGGAAAUAGCAGUCCAGGCUGUUCUCCACAGCCUCACAUACACUCAAUCCAUGUCAAAGAAGAGCCAGUGACUGCUGAGGAUGAAGACUGUCCAAUGUCUCUAGUGACAACAGCGAAUCACAGUCCAGAAUUGGAAGAUGAUAGAGAAAUCGAAGAAGAGCCUUUAUCUGAAGAUCUGGAAUGAACAGAGACUUGGGAAACCUCAAAAUGAAGGGACAUAACACUGACCUUCCCAACUACUCCAUAACCAUGAAUAUUUGACAGAUUUUUACUGUGACUAUUUAUUAAGCAUGGAUAAAGGAGAAACAAUCCUAAAGGAACUCAUUAAGCCAGCCCUUUGGGAAUCCAAUUACAAGCAGGCAAAUAGCUUGUGGUGUUUUUUUUUUUGUUUUGUUUUUUUUUUUCCUUUCUUUUUUAAAGAUAAACUGAUUUUCUUGAAAAACAAAACUGUUUAUAUAUAACGGCUUGCCCAUUUAAAAAAAUGUGGCUAACAAGGGUUCAUGACAUGACUGAAUAUGAGGAUACAUGUUCUAUAGAAAGCAAAUGGGCCUCAUAUACUGCCAAAAAUAGUGUUAGUUUCAUAAUGUGAAAAUUCCAGCAUACAGUAGUUGUAAUAAUGUUAGAAACAAUUGCUGGUCAAGUUCAACUUGUUGCUAUUGUUUUUAAUUUGCACAGGAGUAGUAUCAGAAAUUAGUAUCACUGCUUGUAUCUAGCUGAAUUUUAAACUGCAGAACGUUAGUUUUUUUUUUUUUUAUGUUGGUGCCACCAACUGUAAAUGACAUAAGUUAGUUCUAACAAACCACAGUAAUUAGACUGUUGCGACCAUCUAAAAAUCUAAGCUUCCAGUCUGUGCUGUUAGUGUUAAGAUGUAAAGUGCAAUCCUAAGCUAACAUUGUCUCUGCAAGCACCAUAGAAACAUUUGCAUAUCUGCAUAUAUCUUACAACUGUACUCUUUACCUCCUUGUGAUAAAGCUUUGUCUACCUGCAAACACAGUCAAAGGCUACAGCUGCAAACCAAAGGCUACUCUAACAAUGGCCAAUAGCUCAAUGACAGAAGCAGCCACAGGCUUUGGUCAGCCUUCUGUAACUUUAAUUAGUACAAAGGAACUUUUCCAUGAACUACCUGCUGUUUUCUGAAGACCUCUGGGAUCUUUUCAUUUAGCCCUAGACCAAGAAAUAAAUAUGGGGGGGAAAAGUCACAUUUUGUCAGAGUGUAAUCUUCUGAGGCCAAAAGUCAACCUCAAUGCAGUGAAGAUUUGUUUUUAUUUUAAAACAGAGGUGAGAAUGAAGUUUGUGCAGAAGUUAACAAUAGAAAGCAACCAACAUGGGAUCACUGACCAAAAUGAUGUACUUGAUGCAAAUGCAGAUUGUGUAGUGUUAUGUAAAAUAUGUUUUUUUAAUUAUGUUUCCUCUCCAUUCAGACUGGUUUCCCCCGUCCCCACUCCCCAUUCCCUGUGAUGAAUACAUGUUGUUGGAAGAAGUCUCGUAUGGUCUUAAACUUCGUUGUGUGCUACUUUUUAUAGUCUUAAGUUAUAAAUGACAAAAAAGUAGGAACCAAACAAAAAAAAGGUCUAGUAAAGCCAAAAAUUAAUUUCAUAUUGAUUUAAAGUAAUCUAGGUGAGUUUUUACAAUGAAAGCAAAGAUUAUAGCAAUUGUAGUCCAUGGUAUUUAUUUUCAGUCAAACCAAAGUUACAUAAAAUUCUGCCUCUGUUAAUACGGGAUACUAACACUAACAAUACACUCCCUUUGGAAGACUUGCACAGGCCAAAUUGUUGGAAUGCUGUUUUUCCUUCUCCUGUUUUUCUCCCCUUUUUCCUCCUCCUCCCCCCUUCCCCUCCCCCUCUAUCCCUCCAAACCCCAAAUUACAAUGGUACAAUAAUGGUGUAUUUGACACUAGUAUAGUCUAAUGUUCGCUUAUAUCCUACAAACUUUACAUGUUGCUUUUCAUGUGCUGUGCCAAGUCUUGAUAAUACUUCCCCUUCCCCCCAACCAAGGGACCUCAUAACCUGAUUAUGGUUAUUGCUUUACAAACCAUUUUUUUCCACAGAAGGUGGCUGCUAGAGCUUAACAUAAGUACCAGUUCCAUGUGAUGGGCCUGGGUCUUGCAAACUAAGCUCAUUGUAUUUUUUGCUGAAAUCAGCAAAUAGACUUAAAGAGAAACACAGUCAUCUAUCACGCCAAAUAAAAGGACAAAAUGGCUUUCGAAAGGGUUUUCCCACUUGCCCAAAAGACUUUUUGAAAGCUUCUACCUCUGCAAAAGAAAAAAACAAACAAAAAGAAAUUAGAACAAUUAUGGCAGAUUGCAUGAAUUGUGAGAUCAUCACAGUAACUGCUAUUUUUCAUUACAUUUGUCUUUGGGUCAUGAUAACAAAAGUUUUAAAGUAGUGACAUCAAAAGAAAGCUUAACAUGUGAAUGAGGGUUUUCCCCAUGUCAUCUGGGAUCCCUGAUAUGUGGAUGACUGAAAGGAACUGAUAUUUCUUUCAAUUGCAUGUUCAAAGACUUUGAUGGACUGGAAGUUACAGUGAUAAUUGGACCAUCAAGAAGGUGGCCUAAGACUACAAUGCUAAAGUAUGCAUACCUCAGUUACAAACCUUUUUGAAAGGAAGUCUCAGCCACAGAAUGCAUAUACCUGUAGAGUUUUGCAUGGGUUUUAUAUAAAUACAGUUUAAAGGAAAAAAUAGCUGCUUGCACAUUAUACCAGAAAAACCUCCAAAACUGCAAUUGCUUUGAAAAAUAGACUUUAGGUUUUUUGGAGUUUUCUGAGAUGCUUGGUCUGUAUUUUGAUAAUUGUGCAUAUUAUGUAAAAAUGUUGGUGGACCCAUAAAUGACCAGACUUUUUCUAAGAAAAAUGUUGCUUUAAUGCAUUUCAUGAAUUUUUACUCUGAUAUCAUUGCUUGCUAGUAAUAGCAAACCUGCUUUUCUGCAUCUGCUUUGCGUAGCUAUUGUAAGGCUUUGAACUAAUGUAUGUAUUUAUUGCUUGAACUUCUGUGCAUACCUUAUAAAGCAUAAUGUCUGACAAUUUAAAUGGCUCAUGUAUUCUUGCUUCUAACAUAAACUGAUAAUGAGGACUAUGAUCUUUUGUAUACAGCAGAUUUUAACUGUAGCACAACAUCUGUUUAUGUAUUGGUGGAAUAUACCUGUUUUAUUUAUCUUUUUUGAGGUAAACUAAUUUUUGAUACUUUUCAUUACUGUGUACUGUGUUCAUAUCUUGAAUUCUCUGACGUUAGAAGUCAUGGUUGAGAAUUGUAACAGCUGUUGUUCAUUCUGUAUUCAUGGCUCUCACUGCUGAAUAAAAUAAAGGACCAAAUUUAGGAUUUGAAAGAAAACUGUCUACCUCUAACACCAGGGAGUUACCAGAUUUUAUUUUACAUAGUUUUAGUCUACAAAGACAAAUUGCUUAAACCUAAUGGACUUAAAGCUUAUGUUCUAUAUUGUUGAAUUCAUGACAGUUGUACUGUUUCAAAAUCAAUUAAAAUGUCAUUUGAAUAUUAUAAGCAUUAGGUAGUGCUAACUGAGUUUUCUUUUGAUGACUCAGAUAUGAGAAAAUGAUCAUCAGCAUUCUGUGUUUACAGUUCUUUAAUUUCAGAAAAUGUGAUUUGGGUUGGGUUUUUUUGUUUGUUUGUUUGUUUUGUAAUGAAGGAAUUAAAGCCUACCCAGCUAGGAGUACAGCAAAUAAUGUUUAUUUUUGAGGAAAAAAAGAUGAAGGAUUUGACUGUCCUGAUCAAAUUUCAAGGUACCAUGGUUUGUUUCUCUCAGAUUCCUCAAAUUGGACAUUCACUUUUGGAUAUUCUCCUUCAGAAUUUAGCUAAUGCAUUCCAAUACUGGGUUACAUUUUUAAAGAUUAGAGUAAUUACUGCUUAUAAAACCUUCCCUUGUUAUUUCAAAAGUGCAAAUCACAAUGGAUUUUGUCCAUAAA